AUGUCUCUCCCCGCGCAUCUUUUAGCCCCCGUGCCGUGAGCAAAGGAAGGACUCACGAGUCACAACGUUGAGCUUGGCUGGAAAAGCGGCGCGGCGCGACAACACUGUGUCGUAAACAACUUUUCUCUGCUUUCUGUUUUUUCCGGUCACGGCCAUUUGCGAACGUUGGCCAAGCAACCAAGUGAGCGGUGUAGGCGUCCGGUGUGUGAUGGUUGUUGGAGUGACGGCUAUUCCCGUUUAAAUUCGCUUUCUACCUGCAUCCGAGCGAAGGAAUUAUGGUCGGUUUUGCAGCCUGCGGGCCCAACGAGGCCCUCGUUGUAUCGGGAUGCUGUCACGCGCAUCCACUGAUGGUUCCCGGAGGAAGAGUCUUUGUCUGGCCCAUCAUACAGAGAGUCCAAAGGAUCAGCCUCAACACCAUGACACUGACAAUUGAAAGCCCAAAGGUCUAUACCCAGCAGGGUGUUCCUAUAUCAGUGACUGGUAUAGCUCAGGUCAAGAUUCAGGGCCAGAACAUGGAGAUGCUCAAGGCGGCCUGUGAGCAGUUCUUGGGCAAGAACGACGAGGAGAUCAUGCACAUUGCCAGGGAGACGUUGGAAGGCCACCAGAGGGCCAUCAUGGGCACAAUGAGCGUCGAGGAAAUCUACAAAGACAGGAAGAAGUUCUCGAAGCAAGUCUUUGAGGUUGCCUCGUCCGACCUGGUCAACAUGGGCAUCACGGUUGUGUCCUACACCAUCAAGGACAUCAGUGAUGAGGAGGGCUAUUUGAGAGCACUGGGCAUGGCACGGACAGCGGAAGUGAAGCGUGACGCCCGCAUCGGAGAGGCUGAGGCACAGCGGGACUCACAGAUCAAGGAGGCCCUUGCGGAGGAAGAGCGCAUGGCGUCCCGUUACCUGAACGACACGGAGAUUGCCAAGGCGCAGCGGGACUUUGAGCUGAAGAAGGCGGCCUACGACAUGGAAGUCAACACAAAGAAAGCGGACAGCGACCUGGCGUACAGCCUGCAGGCGGCCAAGACUCGGCAGCGCAUCAAGGAGGAGCAGAUGCAGGUGCAGGUCAUCGAGCGAACCCAGGAGAUUCAGGUGCAGGAGCAGGAGAUCCUGCGCAGGGAGAAGGAGCUUGAGGCCACCAUCCGGCGCCCUGCCGAGGCCGAGAAGUACCGCCUCGAGAAGAUGGCCGAAGCCAACAGGAAUCGUGUCAUCAUGGAGGCUGAAGCUGAGGCAGAGGCACUUCGCUUGAAGGGAGAGGCAGAGGCCUUUGCAAUCGAGAGCAAGGCCCGUGCAGAGGCGGAGCAGCUGAUCAAGAAGGCUGACGCCUUCCGCGAGUACAAGGAGGCGGCCAUCCUUGACAUGAUGCUGGACACCCUGCCCAAGGUGGCGGCGGAAGUGGCGGCACCCAUAUCGCAGUGCAAGCGGGUGGUCAUGGUGUCCUCCGGCAAGGGAGAAGUGGGUGCAGGAAAGCUCACCGGGGAGGUGAUUGACAUCAUCACCAAGACCACCAGCAUGGUUCACCAGCUGACUGGGGUGAACGUGGGCACCGCCUGCAGCAAGGACCGCAACAUCACCGGAUGGAACACCAAGACAGCCCAGGCGGCCAUGUGAACCGACAGCAGGAGCUUUGCAACGGUCCCAGUCAAAAAGAAUGCCCUCCCUUGAAAAGCUCCGUGCUCCAACCCUUGUUUAACCGACACACGCUUCGCUUUGGCGUGCUUGCUCGAGGAACAUUCAGACCUUCUUUGUGUCGGGAGUUUCCCGUCCAGUAGAGUGCUGCCGGUUUCUUUCUCUCCUGCGUGAAAGGCUUGUGUACGUUCCGUACAUAGUUUUAAAAAGUCGUCCCUUCGUUACUUUUGUCUCUGUUGAGGGCUACACAAGACGUGCAAGAAGCAGCGCUAAUCAUGUACAUAUAAUUAGUCAGAGCAUUAUAUAUUAUUAUAUUAUACAUACGCAUGCUACUCUUUAGGCUGAGGAUUUGUACGAGCGUACACUCGGGCUUCAAAUGCCAGAUUUACCUGCCAGCUCCGGGGAGGAGCUCACACGGCUUCUGAAGUGAGCCGUUCCUGCUUUUCAAAGUGUCAAGUUUCGCACUGUUGCUUUGCGGGCCUUUCUUUUUUGUUUUUGUGUCUGCAUGUCAACUGCACAAGUUUGGUCGUGCCCAUUUAGAGGCCGUUGUGCUGAUCUGCCGGUUGGUGAAACAGCAUGCCGUGCUUUCCCUUCUCAGUUUUUUGUCUUCCUCCAGCUUGAGUGUCACUUCAAUGCAGUGAAUACCGAGUAUGCACCAUAUUUUGCUGUACAUAGGCCACAAAUUUCAUUUGAUGUGUUGCGUCUGACGUCAAGUUGGGUGUGCUUGUUUUCCUCUUUCAAGCAUGCUGGAGUUUAAAACUCACUUUUUUUUAGGGGGGGGGAUCACCUUUAAUAAAGGAAUUUUUGUCUUGCUUACCUAGCUUUCUGAGAGUUUGCAUCCCUGUGUGGCUGCGAACUUCUGCUUGUCGACCCGGGCAACUCCAACAACCUUAGUUUCCACCCAUCGACUCCCGCAAUUCUAGUGUGAUGGGGGUUGUCGACGUGGCUGCGGUUCUGAUUGUGCACCCGCAUGGAUGCCCCGAAUGUUCCCUCGAGUAUUGGGGAUCACCAGUGGGUGUUGCGAAUGCUGCCUUGCCUGCUCAAUUUCUGGAUGCCAUCCAUAACUACAAGAGGAGGAGCUCUUAGGACAAGAGGCCCGUUGCAAAUGCAAACGCUGGAGCAAAUCUCGUGUAAACAAGCACCGCCCGUUGCCGCAGUACGCUACGUUAAAAUGCAAAGCAGCUUUUGCGAGAUAGUUGUCUGGAUGUCUUGUGACACGUGGUCGGUGGAUGAGCGUUGCACUGCAUGCCAACAUCGCCAAGUAAUUUGACUAGUCUGCAGAACUGGGCAGUUGUACGGGAAAAAAAAUGGUGUUGUAGAACUUUCUCCUUUCCUCAUCCAGAGACUCUGCAUGUGUUCAUUGGGUGUUGCAAAAGUGAAGAGUUGUCGUAUGUAUGGGAGCUUGGAACGAUUUUGGGUCAGGAACUUAAAACGGCGAUGGGUCAGAGCCGUUUGGCAUACGGUUGCCACGCAUUUAGAAAGGAAUGUGCCGCUGAAGGUCACCAGAGUGGUUCCAAGUGUGCCGCGGCAGCAGUAUUGAAAUUCCAAGCAAACCUCCGACGUUACCACUGCCGUUAUCGAAGUACACGUGUAUCCUGACUCAUGGCCGCGUUGUGGGAGCGUCCCAGCAAAUUGCUGUCUGUGUGCAUAGUCCUUGGGUAGAGACAGUUUUCCUAGAGUUGCCGUUUUCUGCUAGGCAAUCUCUUGCGCGAAGCUAGGCCGAAAAAAAAACCGCCCAUCCUUUUUCACAAUUAACGAGGUCUGCUGCGAGCGAGAGAAUCUGGAUGCCGAUAAGUACCGACAGGGGGCAGUCUCCCCGCGCCUUCUUCUAAAAGUAUUUUUUAUGCUUCGUGCGGGCGAGACGGAACUCGGCUUUCUCUGUACGCACUGUUCGGUUGGUGGUUUGCUGAAAGCGCAGAACGUGCGCAAGCAGCACGUCCAAACCUAUAGUAGAGGAGGCUUCAAUGUGUAUGGUAGCAAUAGCUUUUAGGUCAGUCUGUGUGUAUAUCUGACUGUUUUUUUUUCCUCUUUUCCCAUGCUUAUUAUUUCAAGCUGGUGCUGUGUCUUGUGUGAAAUAAACAUUUACAAAAGA
Molecule: messenger RNA, 3708 nt
Organism: Ixodes scapularis (black-legged tick)
Lineage: Eukaryota; Metazoa; Arthropoda; Arachnida; Ixodida; Ixodidae
Gene: Flo1
Product: flotillin-1
Exons: 12
Coding region: 276-1598 (440 amino acids)
Biological process (GO): protein kinase C signaling; positive regulation of endocytosis; positive regulation of cell junction assembly
Cellular component (GO): plasma membrane
Source: RefSeq, a predicted model, not a curated record